AUGUCUAGAGAAUCAUCUAAUAUUAAUUCAAAUGAAGUUAACGAAAACAAUGAAAAUAUAAAAUUAAUUUGGCUUGAUACUUCGCAUUGUUCUCCUCAUAUUCAAUCACAAUUAAAUGAAUUAAAUUCAACUACUCAGUUUCAUACGGAUCUUAAUCGAUGUAUAACAUUAAUAAAAUCAAUUACAGAUAAACAAAUAAUUCUCAUAGUUUCAACAACUUUAGCUCAAACGAUUCUUUCUCAAAUUCAUUCACAUCCUUUAUUAAUUUCUGUAUUUAUUUUCUGUUCAAAUAUAAAUGAAGAAAACCAAAUGGAAUUAAUGAAUGAAUAUAAAAAAGUUAUUCAAAUAUAUUCUGAUUAUGAUUUAUUAAUUAAAUCAAUUCAACAAAUAAUAGAUAUUAUUGAAAAACGCGUUUUAUCUUUUUAUCUAUUCAAUCAAAAUAAAUAUUAUACAAAUGAUUUAUCAAAAACUUCAGCAUCAUUUCUUUGGUAUCAAUUUCUUAUUGAUAUACUUAAGCAAAUACCUGCUAAUGAACAAAUCAUUAAUAAAAUAUAUGAGAUACAUAAGUUUUAUAAAAAUGAAAUAAAUCAAUUUAAAAACGAUUACACAAAAGAAAAAUCUAUUAAAUUAUUUAAUGAAAAAUAUUUUAUUCGUAAACUAUUAAAUCAAGCUUUACGAACAAAAAAUAUUCAAUUGAUUUAUUUAUUUCAAUAUUUUAUUAUUGAUCUUUAUCAUCAAAUUCAAUUAAACAAAAAAAAAUAUCAAAAUAAAAAAAUUUUAAAACUAUAUUAUGGACAAAAAAUAUUAAAAAUUCAAUUAGAUGAAUUAAACAAACAUAUUGGUUAUUAUAUUUCACCGAAUGGUUUUCUUUCGACAUCGUUUAAUAAAAAUAAUUCCAUUGCAUUAGCAAAAAGUAAAAUAUUAUCUGACGAAUAUCAAUCGAUUCUUUUUCAAUUUGAAAUAAAUCCAACAUUUCAAGAAAUAACAUUUGUAGAAAUUUCUGAAACACAAGAAUUAAUAUUUAAUAUUGAUACGAUUUUCAAAAUAAAUUCAAUUGAAUUUGAUAUUUCUCUAGAAUUAUGGAAAAUAGAUCUCAUCUAUAAUAAUCCAAUUCGAAACAAACUUCAAACAUAUUUUCAAUCAAUAAAAAAAUUUAGAAAUGAAAAUUCUUUUUUAAUAUUCUUUGGUCAUCUUUUUACUGAACUUAAUCAAUCAAAACAAUCAGAAAUAUAUUUUGAUAUUUUACUUGAUUGUUUAUCAUCUGAUCAUGAAGAUAUCGCUUCGAUUCACAAUCAAAUUGGUAAUUUCAUGGCAGAUAAAGGUCAAUUAAAAUUAGCAUUAGAAAAGUAUCAACAUGCUUAUGAAAUUCGUCGAAAAAAAUUACCAAAUAAUCAUCCACAUAUAGCUAUAUCAUUAAAUAAUAUUGGUUUAAUCUAUAAAGAUGAAGGUAAUUUUGACAAAGCACUUGAUUAUUGUCAAAAAGCUUUAAUUAUUGACGAAAUAAAUUAUCCAAAAGAUCAUGUAUUGAAAGCAAUGACGAUCGAAAAUAUAGGUGGAAUUUACAAAGAAAAAUAUUUAUUUUAA
Messenger RNA from Rotaria sp. Silwood2, 1584 nucleotides. Lineage: Eukaryota; Metazoa; Rotifera; Eurotatoria; Philodinida; Philodinidae. The record is from the annotation of a GenBank genome assembly.